AUGAAUGAUCCCGUUACUCGCGGAUCAGCCAAUACUAUGUUAGCCUUCCAUCUUGACCUGACUUGCAUUAUAUCAGUUCCCGUUUUCGCCAAAAUUAUAGGUUCUCCCUUAACUCCGAUCGAAUCCAUAAAUUAUGGUAUACUCUCAACUGCAAGAUUAUUUAGAGCAAAAAAUUUAUAUGGACCUUUUGAUGAUAUCGUAUCAAUCAAUUUUGGAAAUUGA
This is a messenger RNA of Funneliformis caledonium, 222 nucleotides long. NCBI's taxonomy places the organism in Eukaryota, Fungi, Glomeromycota, Glomeromycetes, Glomerales, Glomeraceae. The record is from the annotation of a GenBank genome assembly.